CAUCAAACAUUUAUGAAUUAUUAUCUGGUUCCAUUUUGUAGAUCAUCACCUUACAUAGCUUUAAUAAAAAAUAUUAAAAGUUUGAGUAAAUAAAUAUUUUAAAAAUAGUUGACCCGUCAAAAUAUACAUAUCAGAAUCGGAGGUGAAGGAAUAGAUUGAAAAUGGAAGCGCUUGUAUGCAGAAAAUUGGGUGACCCAACGGUCACCGUGGAAGCCGAUAACAGCUCAAUCUUUGUAUCCAAGAAUCACCCAAUCCCUCAGUUGAAUUCUCCUACAUCGGUCAGAGUUAGGAUCAAAGCCACAAGCUUGAAUUUCGCUAAUUAUUUGCAGAUUCUCGGUAAGUAUCAGGAAAAACCACCUUUGCCGUUCAUUCCCGGAUCCGAUUUUUCAGGCAUCGUCGAUUCCGUUGGCCCUAAAGUUACCAAUUUCCGUGUUGGAGAUCCUGUUUGUUCCUUCGCCGCUCUUGGAUCCUAUGCUCAGUAUAUAGUUGUUGAUCAGAAUGAACUGUUUCGCGUGCCGGAAGGUUGUGAUUUGGUUGCUGCUGGAGCACUUGCUGUGGCUUUUGGCACUUCUCAUGUUGCACUUGCUCAUAGAGCUCAGUUGAAAUCUGGUCAGGUAUUGUUGGUUUUGGGUGCAGCAGGAGGUGUGGGUCUUGCAGCUGUGCAAAUUGGGAAAGCAUGUGGAGCCAUUGUCAUUGCCGUUGCUAGAGGAGCUGAAAAGGUGCAGCUCCUGAAGUCACUUGGUGUUGAUCAUGUGGUGGACUUGGGUAAUGAAAAUGUCAUUGAGAGUGUCAAAGAGUUCCUCAAGGUCAGAAGGCUUAAAGGGGUUGAUGUCCUGUAUGACCCAGUUGGAGGAAAGCUUACCAAAGAAUCUUUGAAGGUUCUGAAAUGGGGAGCUCACAUUCUAAUAAUUGGGUUUGCAAGUGGAGAAAUUCCUGUCAUCCCUGCUAACAUUGCUCUUGUUAAGAAUUGGACAGUACAUGGGCUUUAUUGGGGUAGUUAUAAAAUACAUCGUCCAGCUGUCCUUGAAGGUUCUGUCAAGGAGCUACUGUCAUGGUUGGCAAAAGGCUUGAUUUCCAUUCACAUUUCUCAUUCUUACAGCUUGUCAGAGGCCAACCUUGCCUUCUCAGCCAUCAAAGAAAGGAAAGUUAUCGGGAAAGUGAUGCUUGUAUUUGAUGAGAAAACUACAAGAUCUAAGCUAUGAUCUUGCUAAAACUAUGCUAUUUAGUUGAUGAAAUACUUCUGGGCACUCAAAACAUCAGAGGUUCAAAUUGGAGACCAAGGAGAUGCUAGAAUUAAAAGAAACCAAAUAAGGAGGAAUAAAAUACAAUAAGGUGCUAGCUUAGGAAGAGUUUAGUAUUGUAACUUAAGGUACUGAGUUUAAACUUCCUUGGAGACGGUUACAAAAUGGCCAUUAGUACCACUUAAUAAAAUUUUCUGUCCCUGUUUCUUUAA
Messenger RNA from Lathyrus oleraceus (garden pea), 1453 nucleotides. RefSeq lists its product as uncharacterized. NCBI's taxonomy places the organism in Eukaryota, Viridiplantae, Streptophyta, Magnoliopsida, Fabales, Fabaceae. Bases 162 to 1202 code for a protein of 346 amino acids. Gene Ontology annotation, molecular function: oxidoreductase activity; zinc ion binding. The transcript has 6 exons. The record is from RefSeq and is a predicted model, not a curated record.